Molecule: messenger RNA, 2895 nt
Organism: Castor canadensis (American beaver)
Lineage: Eukaryota; Metazoa; Chordata; Mammalia; Rodentia; Castoridae
Source: RefSeq, a predicted model, not a curated record
GUCCGCAGUUGGUACGCUGGCGAUGGAGCUGCGGGCGAAUGCUCUGCUUGGGCUCUGGCUGCUGUUGCUGCUCCUGCCCCCGAUGCAGGGCCGCCAGAAGGAGUCAGGUGGGCGCGGGGGCCCACGUUCUGGCCGGGGUCCCGAGGCGCCCCUCGCCCCUGCGCAGCCGCGCCGCGGGGGAUGCUGGGGCCGCCGUGGUGCAGAGCCCGGCCGAGGGCCUCGGGCUCCUCCAGGCGCCCAGCGAGGUUGUCGGUGUCUUGUCUGCCCAGGACCCUGGAGAGAGACCGGCCUCCGCAGUUCCGAGCCCAGGACUCUGGGGGAGAGGGAAGCCCCUGUCCUACCCCAGGGGGGCCGCGUGCGCUUUGCCAGAAGAGAUGAGGGGCUUGUAAUGAUCGUGGCUCCAAACUGAUUCUCUUUAUAGUUUGGCUCAAAGUGGAAGGUAUUUAUUGACCAAAUUAACAGGUCUUUGGAGACUUAUGAACCAUGUUUAAGUCAAAACUGCAGCUGCUAUCAUGGUGUCAUUGAAGAGGAUCUGGUUCCUUUCCGAGGAGGUAUCUCCAGGAAGAUGAUGGCGGAGGUAGUCAGACGGAAGCUAGGGACCCACUACCAGAUUAUUAAGAACAGAUUAUACAGAGAAAAUGACUGCAUGUUCCCUUCAAGGUGUAGUGGUGUUGAGCACUUUAUUUUAGAAGUUAUUGGGCGCCUCCCUGACAUGGAGAUGGUGAUCAAUGUACGAGAUUAUCCUCAGGUUCCUAAGUGGAUGGAGCCUGCCAUCCCAGUCUUCUCUUUUAGUAAGACGUCGGAGUACCAUGAUAUCAUGUAUCCUGCUUGGACCUUUUGGGAAGGGGGACCUGCUGUUUGGCCAAUUUAUCCUACAGGUCUUGGACGGUGGGACCUCUUCAGAGAAGAUCUGGUAAGGUCAGCAGCACAGUGGCCAUGGAGAAAGAAAAAUUCUACAGCAUAUUUCCGAGGAUCAAGGACAAGUCCAGAACGAGAUCCUCUCAUUCUUCUAUCUCGGAAAAACCCAAAACUUGUUGAUGCAGAAUACACCAAAAACCAGGCCUGGAAAUCUAUGAAAGAUACUUUGGGAAAGCCAGCUGCCAAGGAUGUCCAUCUUGUGGAUCACUGCAAAUACAAGUACCUGUUUAAUUUUCGGGGUGUAGCUGCAAGUUUCCGGUUCAAACACCUCUUCCUGUGUGGUUCACUUGUGUUCCAUGUUGGUGAUGAGUGGCUAGAAUUCUUCUAUCCACAGUUGAAGCCAUGGGUUCACUAUAUCCCAGUCAAGACAGAUCUCUCCAAUGUCCAGGAACUGCUGCAAUUUGUAAAAGCAAAUGACGAUGUUGCUCAGGAAAUUGCUGAAAGGGGAAGCCAGUUUAUUAUGAACCACUUGCAAAUGGAUGACAUCACCUGUUACUGGGAAAACCUCUUGACUGACUACUCCAAAUUCUUGUCAUAUAAUGUAACAAGAAGGAAAGGCUAUGAUCAGAUUAUUCCCAAAAUUUUGAAAACUGAAUUGUAGUAGUCAUCAUAGGACCUAUGGUAGCAAUCUCAGAUAUCCUGUGGUGAGCAGCUUACUGUGAAUGUGGCACCUAUACUUUGAACACCUUUUAUCAAGCCAAACAUCUGGUUUUCCUUAUCAUGCUGCCCCCAGAACAACUCUUGAAAAAGACCUAAAGUGUUUGUAACACACAGAUAUGAAGCAGCUCAACUCUCUGAAAAGGACCAGAAAUUAUGAGAUGUGGAUUUUGAACCUGUUCUGCCUUUCAUUUUUUCUGACCAAUCACAGCUAGUGCCUCAGAUCAUCAGACCAUCUGCAUGGUAUAUUCCUCAUUGUGAAAUUGGCUGUGUCUACGUGAUGAUGCCCUUUGUUCCAUUGUUUGGAGCAGAAAAUCCAUCAUUUGGAACUAGUACAACUCAUUGCUGCCAUUUCUAAGUUAUUCUAGGCUUGACUGCUGUUUUAUUUUAAUGUAGAAACCCUAUGGGAUUUAUGAAAAAUAGCUGGGGAUCAUUUCCUAAAAGGUCUAAGGAAGCAGGGGCUGUGCCAUGCAAUGAUGUAGGAGUUCUCUUUUGUAAAAGUAUAAACUUUGGUACUCAGGAGGUUUCUAUGACGCCACAUAGAAAGUAGCCAAUUGCAUGAGCAAUUAUUGAAGCUGGAUUUCAAGUUCUUAUUUUGUGCCUUCAUGCCCUUUUCAUUUUCUCUCUAAAGGAUAAGAGAAAAUAAAGACAACAACUUCCUAGUAAAUUUAGGAAUCAGUCCUCACUCUUUAAAGAAACUACUUAGAACAACUCUUCCUCACCCUUUGCAUACUUUAUUUUUCCUUAACUUUGCAGCGGACUGUCUCCAUGUUGUGCGGUGAUCACAAGGAGUCUCUGAUUCGAACACAUUAUUAAGUUGGUAACUCAGAGUAUUCAGCUUUUACAGUUACUUAUAUAUGAGAUACUUGUUGUAGUGCAAAUUAUUGUUGGAAUUCUUUUUUCCCUUUUUGAAAAAGACAUUUGGAUAGUAGUUUAAUCUCUCAGGUGAUCUCCCUAACAUAGUCAAAAAUGAAGAAAAAUGUUUGGAUUAAAACCAUGCAGUUUGAUGAUUUAGAUCCAUGUCCCUUAGGUUCAACAUUCUUAUAGGAAAAUAACUCGUCUUUGCCUCUUCAGAACUGUUUGGUGUUAACUGGUUUCAAAAUUAGUCAAAGUGAUAUUCUGUCACAUAAAAUCAGAGAUUUUAUUCCAUUUGUCAGAAAUGUAUUUGGCCUUUUUAAGUCCUUUUCACAAAACUUUUAGUCCUAGGACCUUCUUAUAGGAAUUACACAUCCAGGCAUGGUGGUGCAUGCUUGUAAUCACAGAUACUAGGGAGGCAAAGGCAGAAGGAUCUUAAGUUGGAUGGCAGCCCAGGCAGAUAGU